AUCAAAAAGACUUUCUGACACCUUACGACGUGUUAGAAAGCGUUGGGAACGUGAUAGUAGUUAUCCCGCUUGGAUGGGCAAAGACACUCUUGAUAAACUUCUGGUCUAUUGGGAUUCACCUCAAUUUAAAGCUAAGUCUGAAAGUGGCAAAAAAAUGAGGGCAUCUGAAAAAGGUGGGCACGUUAAUGCUGGUGGAAGUAUAAGCACCUACGAACAUAUGCGACGCAUGGAAAAGAGGUUGGGGAGAAAACCACUCAUGGUUGAGUUAGUUAAGGAGACUCGGACGAAAAAGUCGGGAGAGUAUGUUGAUGAGCGUACACGGCAAGCUUUGGAGGAUUAUCAAGAAUUGCUUGUACAAUUUUUGGUCGCUAAUCCCAAAUAUACUCCUAGAGAAGGAGAGCCGCUUCAUCCAGAUGUUGAUUUUCAUAUUUGGAAUGAAGUCAUUGGCGGAAAAGGUUCUAAUGGAUGUUUUUUUGGUGGUGGAAGUAUGGCGGGAUGCUUGAGAAGUGGUGAUAGAAAUUUAUUUGAAAGAGUUAGAGAUGGGGAAGGAUCGUCACGCCCAACACAAUUGUCCCCGAAAAUGAUGGAAACAAUAAGACAAUUGGCGGUAAGUGAGGCGAGACGCGAGUCAGAGCAACGUGAGACGGUGUUAAAAACCCAAUUAGAGGAGCAACAACGGCAAAUAGAGGCAAUGACGAAGAAGCAAGCGGAGAUGGAGGGGCAACAAAGACAAACAGAGAUAAUGGCCAAGAGGCAAGCGGAGAUGGAGGAGCAAAUGCGGCUAUUUAUGCAAUUUCAUGGAAGCGGUAAUCAAAUGUUUGGUGGAAAUGUUGGCGUUGGUGGUGCCUCGACAAAUCAACAAGAUAAUGAUGAAGAUUUAAACCUUGAUGAUUUUCCCGAUCCAGGAGAUACUUAA
Molecule: messenger RNA, 916 nt
Organism: Vicia villosa (hairy vetch)
Lineage: Eukaryota; Viridiplantae; Streptophyta; Magnoliopsida; Fabales; Fabaceae
Exons: 3
Coding region: 74-916 (280 amino acids)
Source: RefSeq, a predicted model, not a curated record